This is a messenger RNA of Zingiber officinale, 3590 nucleotides long. RefSeq lists its product as uncharacterized. Lineage: Eukaryota; Viridiplantae; Streptophyta; Magnoliopsida; Zingiberales; Zingiberaceae. The transcript is spliced from 3 exons. The coding region runs from base 1435 to 3387 and encodes 650 amino acids. The record is from RefSeq and is a predicted model, not a curated record.
AACAAUUAGUGGUUCAACGCGGAGUGGGGCAAGGCGGAGCAUGGGCGCGGGGGUGACACCGCAUCCCUACCCUAUCGACAGCAGCAGGCAAGAAAUGGCGCCGAGUGCCUGCCCUAACUUCUCCAUUCGGUGAUUUGUUCGAGUCAUGUCAUCGCGUGGGCGGAAUUUUUAUUAGAUUAGCGCGAGUCCGAUCGCCGAGAACGGGAUGCGUUGGAUCUGAACAGGGCAGCGGCAUGCUUUUGUGGAUCGUAUCUUGAUACUUCAGUUUGUCUGCCAAUAUCUUCUUAAUCCUGCCAUCUUCUUUUUAACAUCGAGCGUUUGUUUUCUUUCGAGGCAGGCGAUUUGUCAUUUUCAUACGGAGACGAUAAAGGAUGAUUACCAGAAGGUUCACUGCCUGCUCGUUUACUUUGGAAGGCGAUCAAGUUUCCAUUUUGGACGGAUCUCGCGUGAUGAAGGAUUAAGAAAUUACAGAGAAGGUGAACAGCGGCUAGGGCGUAGUAAAACUGGGAAUUUUUGUUCUGUUUAAAGAUUCGGAAUCGUAGGACUGGGAGGGUUUCGAGGAGCGGAGUCGACGUCCACUCGUGUGUUUGCGCUCUCCCUCCGCCACUGCCCUUUAAGAACCGUCCACCUCUCCUUCUGCCGCCGCCAUCAUCAUCAUCAUCACCAUCCCGUUCGCGGAAGGAAGCAAGGAAGGAAUCGGCGGGAGGAAUUUUUGACCGGAAUCGAAGGUUUUUCCGAUCCAAAGUGCGAUCUUUAAUCAUUCGCCGGGGUCUUCCAGUGUUAGAGAAUGGAAGCGUCUCGCUUUCUCCAAAGUGUGGUUUCAUUUCCUCCUCGUCCCUUGCGCCGUUGUCUUUGACAUCUUUAUCGUUCUUUUUCUUUAACGUUUGAAUCCAUACAACUCCUCCUAGAAGAAAGAAGGCUGUCUUCUUCGCUCUGUCGGAGUUCAAUCUCGCCAUUCAUCUUUCGUGACCUGAUUGUAGUAUUCUCAGAAGAGUAAAUCUUGCUGGCCAGAAUCUGGUCAGCUAGAAAUCCCUAUCUCCCAAUUAAAAUACAUGCAUGAACAUGCAUAUAAUUAAUGUGGCCAUAUGAAAUUACUAAAAUACCCAUGCAUAUGCUUGCAUGCAUAUAUUCUAGCUGGCCAGAUUCUGGCCGUUUAGCAAUACCCUUCUCAGAAAUACUUACUGAAACUGUACUGUUUGCCAUCGUUCUUUUGCUUUCCUGCCUCUAAUCAUUCGAAAUGUCCAUGUAGCUUCUUUCCAAUAUUUCCCAUAAAUCUAGGCGAACAUUUCAUCGACUGUCGGUAGCUUUCCCUUUGUCGAUUCCUCCCUCCCAGCGCUUUUCUCGCGCGUCUUCAUCUUCACCUCUUUUUCCUGCAAUAGCAUUUGGUCUUGCAUCUUUGAUUUUUCUGGAUCUCGGAGAGUGGGUUGCUGCAGAAUGCCAAGGCAUAAUUCAGGUACCAACGCCUUUUUUGAUGGAUAUUGCACUGGGCCAAAGCUAGUCACCUCAUCAUGUUCAUCGAGUUCAUUCUCGAAGACUCACUGUUUUAAGAGGAAAGUGUUGAUCUCCAAGAAGAAAGGGUCGACGACGCCAGUUCCCUUGUGGAGAGAUCAUGCUAGAUCACCACAAUGCGUUACCGGCUCUCAUGAAUCGCCAAAGCACCUGCUUUCCGCAAAUGGUGGCAAACAAACGCGAGUUCCUCUAUCAGCUAGGAAGCUGGCUAAUGCUCUCUGGACACUGAGCCACACUCCGCAAGGAAAAUUCAAGGAUUUACAGGGCAUGAGAUCGAUGCCAACGACCAGGAGAGUGACAAAUUCAGGGUGUGUGGCAGAUGUUUCUGUUCGUCGUCAUAUAUGCGAUCAGGAAAAUUUCUCAGCAUCAGAAAUGCUGAACCAGUGGAGAUCGAGCAACCAUAGGCAAAUGUUACAACCAAUUCGCCAAAAAUAUGGAAGCCAGAAGAACAGUAGGGUACCUUCUGAUAAACCCAAUUUAAUGGAGACUGAAACUUCUCUCCAGGGUCUCACUUCAAUAGGCUCACCUGUAGGAGGUGAGAAACAUUCGUAUGAAUUACGUAGUAAUUUGGUUACUACAAAAAAACUCAUGAAAAUAUUCAUCCGGCUAUGUGGAUUGCAUAAGAAGCCAGAUUCUGCAAUCUCUCUUGCUAGAAUCAUUUACUGCCAAUUAAGCCAGGCACUUGUCUCAGUUGAUCAGCUUGUCCAUGAGAAAGAAUCUGAGGAAAGUAAAUUUCUUCAUCUUUUGAACCAGAUCGUGGAAGAAAAAAGAACAUGGAAGAAAAAGAAGCAAGAAGGAAUAAGACUUUCUUUUCAGCCUAUAAUUGAGGGACUUGAGACUGAAAGAAAAUUAAGAAGAAGAGCUGAGUGGGAGAAUAAAAAACUCAGAGUUGAGCUAGACAAAGUUAAUUCUUCACUGGCAGAAGCAUGUGAAAACCUGGACAGUGAGAGGAAAACAAGGGAAAUGAUCGAACAAUUCUGUGGUCAGAUGAUUAAAGAAAUCGGUGAUGACAAGGCUGAAGUAGAAGAGCUGAAGUGGGAAUCUGUAAAGGCAAGAGAAGAGCUGGACAAGGAGAGACAAAUGCUUCAGCUCGCAGAUGAAUUGCGCGAAGAAAGAGUUCAGAUGAAGCUAUGUGAAGCCAAAUAUCAAUAUGAAGAGAAGAAUGCAGCUGUUGACCAAUUGAGGUGCCAGCUUGAGGCAUUUCUAGUAACUAAAAGAACAAAAGAAACAGAAAAUGAGCCAUGGAAUCUUAUUUGUGACAUGGAAAAUGAUCGCCCAAGACAAAUGGUGCACCAAAGCAGUAGCCUAGGUAAGCUAAUUAUGGACAAUAAAGAUCUAGAUGAAGAAAAUGAUGAAACUGACUCAGAAGAUAGUGAUUUGCACUUGAUUGAACUGAAUUUGGACGACAACAACAAUGGCUACUGUUGGAAUCAUGCUUCUGCAGCCAUUGAUGAUGAUAAACUAGAUUUGUCAAAGGAAAAACAUUGUCGGAGCACAAAAUGUGAAAAACUGCCUGGUACCUACCUCUCUUCAGAGCAAGUCACAACUGAGGAAGUCCAAGAAAACUCUACAAAAAGAGAUCAGCACUUGGAUAAUAAUCUUGAUGAAGGAAGACAAAUUGACAGUAUUGGCAUGGUCGACCAAUAUGGGGUUCCAAAGGAACAACGCACUGAGAAUUCAAGAAUUGUUCUUCCACUUACUCUACCAAAUUCAACAAAGCAAUCAAGCAGACAAGAAGAUUUGCAAAGUACACUGGAGCAAGUUUGUUUAGCAUCAAAGGUUUCUGAACUGUUGAAAGCAUUUAGGGAGAGUGAAUCUAAAGCAAAUUUGGGAAGGAUGAAAAAGGUUCAUUCUGAGUUGCAGCUAACUAUUCAGUAAUUUGCUUAUUAUCAUUCCAUAGUUAUGCAUUGAAGUGUUAUUUAUUAUGUGACGGGAAGGAUCUGCAUUGAUUCUUUAUCUUCAAGAACUUUAGUGUCACAGAGUGAAAUAACUUGCAUCUGAAUGUGGAUGUAAGGUAGGCAUACAAGGAUAAAAUUUCUUUGUACAACUUAUCAUUCAAAUUAUCAUUGAUUUGUGAAUUA